Messenger RNA from Westerdykella ornata, 4054 nucleotides. RefSeq lists its product as uncharacterized. Gene Ontology annotation, biological process: SREBP signaling pathway. Gene Ontology annotation, molecular function: sterol binding; protein binding. The transcript is spliced from 4 exons. Lineage: Eukaryota; Fungi; Ascomycota; Dothideomycetes; Pleosporales; Sporormiaceae. The record is from RefSeq and is a predicted model, not a curated record. Bases 244 to 3753 code for a protein of 1169 amino acids. Gene Ontology annotation, cellular component: endoplasmic reticulum membrane; Golgi membrane.
AACAGAACCGCGAUAGAUCAGAUGGCGUCUACAGCACCCCAUCCCACCGCUCCCCCAACAUCACAGCUCCACGCCCCCAGCUGUGUUCGACCGCAGCUUGCGCCUCCCGAUAGACAGAUGAACCGGCCGCCGAACCUCCUCGCAUCCCCAUCCCGCGCCAGUCACCGUCCCUCCACUGACCGAACUUGAAGAACCCCCACCACCAUACGAGGCAAUGCCGCGGCCCAGGUCAUCGCACGCCGAAUGAUCUGGUACAUCCUCUAUCCGUUUCGAGGGACAACUGAGCCACCCCGGCUUUCACCUUCCCAUCCCCUCCGCCGUGCCUUUCUGGCCCAUGGAACGGCCACUGCCCAGCAUUGGCUUCUAUCCAUACUCUUAAUCGUUGUUGUUUCCAUACUACUGUGCUAUCCUGCCGUCUUCCAAACAGACAGCCCCGCCGCUGCGGGCCUUCGGAACCUACCUAAGCAUGUCUGGACUUCCACCACAGAGGUCGCGGAUGUGGAUCAACCCGUCGAUGUCGAAGUACGCCAGGUCUGGGUGCACGGCGACUACAUGAAAGCCAUCGACCGACGAGUGCUUCGUGAAGCUCUGCGUGUCCAAAACGUUUUGAUCAGCCAUGGCUUCGACAAUCCAGACGGGGACCUCUCCAAUACUGUGGCAGAGUACUCUGCAUGUUCCCACUCUAGGGGCGCUGAUUGGGCAUUUCACUCCCCACUCAUGUACUGGAACUGCUCUUUGCCUGCGAUGGAGAAGGACCCGGACCCUCUUGCAACCAUCAAUUCCCGAUCAACUCAUCAGACUGCAGUCAACCUCACUCUCCGCCCGAGUACCGUUUUCGCAGGAAAAGUAUUCGCUAACAAGAGGCUGCGGGCAGCCGAUGCGCUGGUUAUAACCCUUUUCCACCGAACCGGCUCGACGCUCGGUUACGCAUGGGAAUCACGAUCAAGGCAGCUGGCGCAGAAUCUCACUCCAGGAUGGUCAAUCUUCCCCAAGGAUGGCCAAGUGCACCGAAGUCGGCUGUAUGAGUUCCGUUUCAAACCGAUGACUUUGAGCGACGACCUCCUGCUUGGGGGCUCCUACUUCGUGGUAGCCGUCUACGUCAUCUGGAGGAUGAUGCAGCUCCGAGCAGUCAAAAGCAAGUCGGGCUUGCUGCUCACCAUUUGCGCAAAGAUGAUCAUCUGUGUAAUUGCCAGCUUUACCAUUUGUACCUAUCUCGGCAUUGAUUUAGCCCGCAUACCCCGUCCUUGGUUCCCGGGCGUUGUAUUCUGCUUCGGACUAGGUAAUAUCUUUCGCCUCAUUAAUGUAGUACUUGAAACCCCACCGGAAAUGCCCCCGCCUCAGCGCAUCGGGAAUGCGCUCGGAGAAGUAGGGCAUCUUUCGCUCGCCGUGGCUGGCCAGAAUCUCGUCCUCAUCUACCUCCUCUCCAGAAUCGUAACCCCUUUGGUAUCCGACUUUUGCGUAUUUGCCGCCGUCACCUUGGUCUUGGACUUCGUUUUCCAUCUCACGUUUUUCGUCGCUGUCCUAAGCGUCGAUGUACAGCGCAUGGAGCUCCAGGAUUCCUUAGAACGGGUGGAUCCGAGUCCAGCGUCGAAAAGUGGACGUCAGGGACCGCAAUCUUGGCUUACCGCGCUUAGACAAGGGAAUUUGCCAGUGAGCACGCGCUUUGCUGGUUCGGCCGCCAUCUUGUCUAUGAUCUUGGCCGUAAACUGGCACUUCUUCGACAGAGAUACCCGCGAAUUGUCCCCUCGAAAGCUUGCCCGUGCCCUACUCGCGCGCACGACAAAACCGCAGCCAUCCUCUUUUCGGAAUGCAACCCCUAUCAACCAAGCCAGAGCACCGGCUGAAUGGUUCAGGAUCCAGGAUCAUAAUACUGCUAAAGAACUCUUUGGGUUCAUCAAGCCGAACGCACAUAGCUUCAUUGCUCGUGUACACGAUCCACUUCUUGUAGUUCUGGAAGGUGCGCAAGGACGAGACACUCCCCCCCAGUCAACCUCGCUUAUUGAGCAUGUGCGACGAUUCACACAUCAACACGCGUUUCCAGCGGCCCUCCUCGUCGUAUUUGUGAUCGCUGGGGUAACGUUACUAAUGAAUUAUCUCCUCUGGGACGGGUUUCCCCAUGAGGACACCUCCGGAGGGAAUGAAGAGGAGAAUGCCGACUUCUCUAUCAGAACACUGCCUGUUCCACAGAAUUUGGAUAUCGUAGCCCUCACUUCAGGCCCCAAGGGCCACCUGGUCAGCGUCAGUCUCGAUCGUUCCACCUCAAUAUGGCAAAAUAGGAGGAGCAAUGGUUACACCAACACUAUUCUUCGAACUGCCGCAAUGAAGCCGAAGCUGUGGCCCGUUGUGGCGUGCACCAUAGAUGAUGGAGGAAGCGUCCUCGCACUAGUCGCUGAAGGCGGUCAGAUUGGUUUCUGGAGCAUCGCCGGGGCCUGCUUUAUUCUGUUUGCAGCCAUCGAGCUUCGAGGGCAGAUUCCCCUUCUAUGCUCCUUCAUCUGUACACAGAGCGGAGGGGAGCAUGAUAGGCUCAGUCUCGUGCUCGUCACAUCGGAUGGGCACCUCACCGUUGUCGACGCAAGCUCGGGGAAAACUCGAGCAAUGCAGUGGUGCUCCUCCCAUAUCUUGUCCGCCGCAUUGUACACCUCCGCCAAGGGGAGCAACAGCGUGGUUUAUGUCAGCAAACCAGGGGAGGUAUACAUCAUGCCAUUAGAAGGUACAAAGGACUGGACACCCGAGGUCGUUGCAGGAUUGGACCCUGGACCGCCGCCAGGUAGCAACCCCUCAAAAAUCAAGAGCGUCUAUGCGAGCCCUUCUAUCGGGCUCAUAUUUGCCAUUCGAGCAGGAGAGGUUGAGAUUUUCGAUUUUAGUAGCCGAGCCAUCGUGCACUCCCACAAGAUUGGUAUCGUCAAGGCUGGCACGUUCAGAGUCAUGCACUCAUCUCGCAGACCCUGCGCAUGUGGAGCUCCAGCGGUGACUACUCUGUCCUUCGCAUACACCGAGCAUGAGACGCAUCGCAUGAUCAUGCACACCUUUUGCUCCGCCGAGAGUGGUGAGUCACGGAUAUGCUUGGGUAAGCCAUCAGAUAGCACGCAACACGGCUGCCGAGGUCUGCAACACGCCAAAGAGACGAUACACUGUGUUGAUUCUGCUGGUGUAUGGGAGUCGACUAGUAUACUCAGUGUAGUGGGUAUUCGAAGAUGCGCUCCGGCAACCAGCCCGUCUCCCACAGAUUCCGAUGCCGAUGGCGACCUUUCGAAUGCUGAGGCUGCGGGACUGGCAUCUGCCAGUAAUCUCCGACCCUUCAAAGCCAAAGCAAAAGCCAAACCCGCUACAAACCUCUCAGCCGUGCGUUCUGCCUUCACAGCUCGACACACUUCCGACGUCUCGGGAACGGAUUUCGACAGUUGGGAAGCUUGGACGCUUUCCUCUUCAGGAAGGUUUCGCUCCCGCCCCCUAUUGCCCGACUUGAGCCUUUCUCAGGAGGACGCCGCCGAUUUGACGCUUAGCCAACAGCAGCUCUUUGUUGCCAGCCCGGGACCCAUCUCUAGAGUGGGAAGUAGGAGCGUGGCUGUGGCAUUUGGCAAUACAGUGAAGAUCAUAAGUCUGGGCAAGGACUCUUUUUUCAAUACCGGCCUUGGAGCGGCUGCUAGUAACGUUGAGGAUGGUGCGCUGGAUUUCAUGAGCCUUGGGGGAGGGGCGGGUGUGGGUUCGUAUAAGUCGAAGGGUAGGAGGGGAACGGGAAGGAAGAUGCUGUGAAAACGUUCAAGAACGAGACUGAUUGCUGGAUUGGGGAAUUUUCAUGUAUAUGGGGCCAAUAUUGCUGCGUUGUUAGAGAUUCUGGCAUCUGGACAGUGCAUUCUCCGUAUUUCAGUUUGCCUGGCGUUGGACGGGGUCUUGAUGGGCGGGCUAGUUCGUUCAGAGGUUUUUUUAUACCUAUGUUUUGGAAUUCUGGAUCUUGGAUGGCUGGAUUGGUCCGUCAGCGUAGGGGACUGGGGCAUUGAUCCCUUUCCGCGCUUCUGAUUUGGUUGGGCUGUGCAGAUUCAGAUACAGCGCUCAC